ACGGAUAUAAUAUAUCUUGGUGUCCAACGACGUAAGGUUACAAUACAGCCACAAUACAGUUCCAGCAAGAAUGUAAUUAGUUUGGGGGAUUUGUGGUUUUGUCAGAAGGUUGAUUGAAACAUAUGACGUCCCGUUAUCUGCGAUCCUCCCAAACCCUGCGAGUGUGUGCUGUCAGCGCGCAGAUGCGCAAGUUGUCUGGGAUAACUCUCGGUCACGUGACUUCCUGCGGCGACAGAGCGCUGCUGCAGUUUUCUCGUCGGGCGCGCUCGGUGUACGGUGUGGAAAUUCCGUCAUGAACCGAACAACGGCGGCAUGAAGCUGCACGCUGAAAACGGCACGUGAAUUGCUGCGCCGCCCGUCAACGGUUACCCGUCUCCGCAGACCAGUGGAUUAACGGCCGUUUCUCUGUGGGAUUUAAAGCAAGUGCGAUCCAGGGAUAAGUUUGUUCACUCUGUCGGGUGGAGGUGAGCGGGACACCAGGAGCGAGCAUGGCGGAGAGAAGUGGCCGUUUGAGCUUUCCUGGGAGCGGGGCCCUAAACAGACCCGUGCCUAUGAACCUUUUCGCCACCUGGGAGAUAGACGGCUCCUCUCCAAACUGCAUUCCCAGGUUGUGCAGUCUGACAUUGAAGAAGCUUGUUGUGCUGAAGGAACUUGAUAAGGAGCUGAUUUCUGUUGUCAUCGCAGUUAAGAUUCAGGGUUCGAAGAGAAUCCUGCGUUCUCAUGAGAUAGUGCUUCCCCCUGCUGGUGGGGUGGAGACUGAUCUUGCUCUCACAUUCUCACUUCAGUACCCUCAUUUUCUAAAGAGAGAAGGAAAUAAGUUACAAAUCCUGCUUCAGAGGCGGAAGAGGUAUAAAAACCGAACCAUUUUGGGUUACAAGACAUUGGCAGUGGGUUCCAUAGACAUGGCAGAGGUGAUGCAGCAUCCGGCAGAAGGUGGGCAGGUCUUGGCUCUGUGCAGUAAUCAGAAAGAGUUUCUUGGUAAAGUUGCAGAGAUUUGGAUCUAUUCCCUGUCCAGUCAGCCAAUAGACCACGAGGAGGCAGCCAUUUUGGGACAGAAAAUAAAAUGUUCUGAUAAUUACUCCGAGGAAGAGUAUGAAAGCUUCUCAUCAGAGCAGGAGGCCAGUGAUGAUGCAGCACCGGGACAGGAUCUAGAGGAUGAUGAAUAUGAGAUGAGGAAGCCCAAAAAGCAACGGAGGUCUAUAGUCCGAACGGCGUCGAUCACCAGGCAGCAGAACUUUAAGCAGCGCGUUGUAGCGUUGCUCAAACGGUUCAGAGUUUCUGAGGAGGUUUUGGACUCUGAGCAGGACCCAGCCGAGCCUCCUCCAGAGGUGGAAGAAGAUCUGGAUCUGGAGAGUUUAGAUUUUGAGAAUCCAAGUGACAGUGGGCCAGAUCUGGACGAUGAUGAAAGCGUUCUGAGCACUCCAAAGCCAAAACUCAAGCCAUACUUCGAAGGGAUUUCUCUCUCAAGCUCUCAGACAGAAAUCGGCAGCAUUCAUAGCGUCCGCAGUCACAGGGAACCCCCCAGUCCGAUGGAUCCUGAUAAAAUGAGGGUUCUAUGUGGGAAGUUUCAGAUGGAUAAUGAAUCUGAUAAUGUUUCACUGGAUCAUCCUGAGGUUGUGACCCCAACAACAGAGCUGGAGAUGAUGGACAACAUGGACACUUUCUUGGAGAGGUUGCCCCCUAUUGGCAGGAUGACCAAAACAGAAUCACUUAUUAUUCCAUCCAACCGGGGGGAGCCAAAGUUGGCAGGGCGACGAGGGCGGAGCACAUCCCUUAAAGAGAGACAGCCCAGCAGACCGCCCAAUGAGAGAGCCAACAGUUUAGACAAUGAGCGCUCAAUGGAGACACGCUGCCACCUACAGAUUCCACGCAAAACCGUUUACGACCAGCUGAACCACAUCCUGAUGUCAGAUAGCCAUCUACCCGAUAGCAUUAUCCUUAUCAACACCUCUGAAUGGCAGGGUCAGUAUGUAUCGGAGGCACUACAGAAUCACGGUUUUCCCGUCGUGUGUACGUGCACCAACGCAGACAUACAGGCUGCUUUCAGCACCAUCAUCUCCCGCAUACAGAGAUUCUGUAACAGUAACUCAGUGACUCCGUCUCCAGUGCGGAUCGGAGUUGCCGGCGCACAGCAUUACCUGUCUGCUGUUUUGCGUUUGUUUGUGGAUCACCUGACGCAUAAAACUCCCGACUGGCUUGGAUACCUACGAUUCCUCGUCAUCCCUCUCGGAGUUCAUCCAGUGGCUAAAUAUCUGGCCAGUAUAGACUACAGAUAUAACAGCCUGUUCCAGGACUCCGCAUGGAGAGAUCUUUUCCAUAAACCAGAAGCUCCGAACUCCGUUCAGGACAGCCCUGAUGUGGUUUCCAGGGUAACGCAGUACAUGUUGGGGGCAAAUGGAGCUCACCAGCUGCCCAUAGCAGAGGCCAUGCUCACCUACAAACAGAAGAGGAAAAAGAGCUUUCAUUUUGAUUUAGCAGUAAGCCCUGAUGAAGACUCGUGUCAGAAGUUCAUUCCUUUCAUUGGGGUGGUAAAAGUGGGGAUCGUUGAACAAACGUCUGCCACAUCUGGCGAUUCAGAUGACGCUGCUACUGUGGGGUCUGCUCUUCUCUCCUCAACUCCUCCUGCACAAAUCUCCCCAUUAUUAAAAGAAGCAUCUCCAACACCUCCUUCAUCUCCCUCUGUACAGAUAUCCAGUUCUCCUGGAGGGGGCCACGGGGAGCUGAUGGGACUUCAGGUUGAUUACUGGAUGGCUCCGUCUGAGAGAAAAAAAGAAGUGGAGAAGAAGGACUCCAAAAUCACCCUCAAGUGCACCUUUCGCUCCCUACAGGUUAGCCGCCUCCCACAGGGCGGAGCCGAAAUGACACAUCAGCCAACCAUGUCCAUGACAGUUGUCACCAAAGAGAAGAACAAGAAAGUGAUGUUUUUGCCUAAAAAAACCAAGGAUAAAGAGGCGGAGUCAAAGAGUCAGGUGAUUGAAAGCAUCAGUCGACUCAUCUGUACAGCCAAACAACAGCAGACCAUGCUUAAAGUGUUGAUAGAUGGAGUGGAAUGGAAUGAUGUGAAGUUUUUUCAACUCGCCGCUCAGUGGUCGUCUCAUGUGAAACAUUUCCCCCUUGCCAUUUUCGGAGCCUCCAAAGGGCCUUACUGAAUCUGCACUCCUCUAUGCUACGGCUGCCUUUACUCUCAAUGCUGCCUGAUGUUUUUAUUUAAAAAUGUGCGUUCUCACAGUUUGCAACUGUUUUUUUAUUUUAAGACAUUGGUUGUUGUUUUAUGAAAGACUUGAUGCCAUUUUAUGUUGAGCUUUUAGAACCCUCCAGUGUUUAGUAGUGAAAUGAAAACUAAUGAACUGAUUCUUAAAACCGAUUUAACUCCGUAACUAGUGAGUUUUAGGUGUUUUUAGUCAUUUUGCAAAGCUGUCUUAACACAUCUCAGCAUCAGCACACUGGCGAAAGACCAAACCAGCGAACUGAAGAGAACACAGUGCUUUUGUCAUACAAAAAAGACUGAAUCUGAACUAAAUUUGUUGAGGAUUGAUUUUCCGUUUGGAGUUUUCGUGUGAUGCCUUUGCUUUAUCCAGAAGACUCCAGAUUGUACAGCUUCGAUUGUGAGGUUGUAGAAAAGAAUGUGACGUUUUCUCUUUCCUCAUCUUUUAUUUGCACCAUACGGACUCUCCCCAGUUACACAGUUAUGCGUGUGCAGCACAUUUUAAAUGGUUUCUGAUGUCUAUUUUUUCCGUGUAUGUGUGUGUGAAUGUAUUCACGGAAGGUACUGAACGCUAAAGCACUUUUGAAAUAUUAAUACAUUGUGUUUUUGUUAUGAUGCUUAUUAUACUGUUCACUCCAGCUAAAAACUGCAGCAAAGCAUUGUGGAAAAUCUGCAGAAUCUGAGCUGAGUGUCUGUGGCUGCUGUCACACCUGCACUCUUUAAAAUGUUUUUUUAUUGAACAAAAUUCUUAAUAUGUUCUGCUUUCUUUUUUGGCUUUUUAGAGAUUUUUCUUGUUAGAUAUCCAAUGUUUCCCCAGAGAUGCGGUGUUGGAUUUUUGCCUAGAAAGUCUCUGGUCUGCAGGAGAAUCUUUUGAAGAGUGAAUCUUGCCAAAAAUGUCAAAGAGGAUGUCUGAAUUCCACCCCAAAAUAAAAAAACAAAUCUAACCCAAAAUAUAUAUUAAUCAUCAUACAGUAUAUUUUUACUGUAAAACAAAUCUAAUUAAAACCACGGUUUAGACAAAAUUUAUUAAAAAAACUUUAAAAAACUCAAAGGCUUUGAUUUUGGGGUGAAAUAUGACAUGGACAUAUUUUCGAGUGACUCGCCUUAAAACGCUAAAUAGAGGAGCCACAUACAUAUUCCUUUAAUCUCACUAAAUGUAGCAUAAGAAUUACUGUGUGCAUUAGGUGCCUGUAGGUGUCAAUAGCACAAGUAGUUGUUAAUGUGUCAGUGUUAUAAUGGCAUUAGAAAUAAAGUUUUCAUAAGGCCUUUUAUAGUCUCUGAACAUUCUCAUGGCAUCUCUUGCAGGAUUGUUGUUCGAUUUGCUUAGUCCUUAUUACAUGUAGAGCAGUUUGUGUGACUCACUUGCUCUUUAGAAUGCCAAAAUAUGUCAAAACUAACAAAUCAACCCCUUUAAGGGAACUAUCCAUAAUUCAGUCCACUGACUCACACUUGUUAUGCCGAAUGUAAUUAAAUGGCAGACCAGUGCAAUGAUGUCAGUGUUCUUUUCUGGUCAUUAAAAAUUAAGUUGAAUUUAAUGGAAUAGGUUCACGCUUGAACGGACUGUAAAAGGUUUAUAAUUUGUCAUAUACACAGUAUGUAAGGAGUUGUGCUGAUGAUGUCAGCUUAUUGUCAACGUUGUGCUAAAGGACUGUCUCUUUGCUGUUUUAAUUUGUACCUGCCACUAGUAUUCGUUUUUUUAAAUAUAAUUUAAAUAUAUUUUAGCUUUAUAAUUGAAAUGCCCUGCUCCAAUUGUGGGGUAUUACUCAGAUAAAUUUGUAUGAAAAGAAUACUAUACCACUGUAAUUCCUGAACUGUAAUUUAAUAAAACUACACACAUUAAACUUA
Triplophysa dalaica is the source of this 5050-nucleotide messenger RNA. It is a transcript of the gene pacs2, whose product is annotated as phosphofurin acidic cluster sorting protein 2. Gene Ontology annotation, biological process: protein localization to plasma membrane. Gene Ontology annotation, molecular function: transmembrane transporter binding. Lineage: Eukaryota; Metazoa; Chordata; Actinopteri; Cypriniformes; Nemacheilidae. The record is from RefSeq and is a predicted model, not a curated record. The transcript has 25 exons. The coding region runs from base 489 to 3149 and encodes 886 amino acids.